Phodopus roborovskii (desert hamster) is the source of this 1031-nucleotide messenger RNA. It is a transcript of the gene Ypel2, whose product is annotated as yippee like 2. The record is from RefSeq and is a predicted model, not a curated record. Lineage: Eukaryota; Metazoa; Chordata; Mammalia; Rodentia; Cricetidae. Bases 405 to 764 code for a protein of 119 amino acids. The transcript has 5 exons.
GGGAUAGGCGCGGGGGCGCGUCCGUCACCCGACAAGCCCCCGGCCCGGACUCGGAGGGAUGCGGAGCGGCAGUGGCGGCGGCGGUGGCGGAGACUGUGGCUUUAAGAGUGCGCAGGGAGCGCUAGAGUCAGCCGUGCAGUCCUUCGUCGCCAAACACUCCGGAGCAGCCGAGCCCGGCGCUGGCGGGACCGGGCAGCCUGCUGCCAGGCUGCUGAAACCUGGCUGUAGACCUCUGCUAGAGAGUCCUUCCUCUGAAGACGUCACCAGUGUGUGGAGCCUGCCGCACACCCACCCCCUGCUAAACCACGGCCUUUACCUGUGUCUUUCGGUGUUUCCCGUGCGACCCAUCCUGUGGGAGUGCCUCGUGGGCUGCCCCAGAGUUCACCCCACGCUCCGCUGCACCCAUGGUGAAGAUGACAAGAUCCAAGACUUUUCAGGCAUACCUGCCCUCAUGCCACCGGACCUACAGCUGCAUUCACUGCAGAGCACACUUGGCCAAUCACGAUGAACUCAUUUCCAAGUCGUUCCAGGGAAGUCAAGGACGAGCAUACCUCUUUAACUCAGUUGUUAAUGUGGGCUGUGGGCCUGCAGAAGAGCGGGUGCUGCUAACAGGACUCCAUGCAGUUGCAGACAUUUACUGUGAAAACUGCAAAACCACUUUGGGCUGGAAAUAUGAACAUGCGUUUGAAAGCAGUCAGAAAUAUAAAGAAGGCAAAUACAUCAUUGAACUAGCACACAUGAUCAAGGACAAUGGCUGGGACUGACCUGACAGCAUCCAUCUGGUCCAGCAUCCACACGAAUGCCAUCCAACUGAACAUUCUACCCAAGCGUGAGAGAGUGACUGAACACUUGGUUCCAUCCAUUUAGGGGCCUUGCCAUCAGGGGGCACCCUCCCACCCGGACGCCAUCUUUCUGGGUGACUGGCCUCUAAAUCGCUGUCUCUCUGUCUCUUUGCUUUGUAUCUGUUUGUGAGUUGAUCUUGGCUUCUCUGUUCUAGUGUUGGCUGAAAACAAAAUAACGAACAGAACAGA